Messenger RNA from Carassius carassius (crucian carp), 1322 nucleotides. Its product is annotated as Kv channel-interacting protein 4. The record is from RefSeq and is a predicted model, not a curated record. Gene Ontology annotation, molecular function: potassium channel regulator activity; calcium ion binding. The transcript is spliced from 8 exons. Gene Ontology annotation, cellular component: voltage-gated potassium channel complex. The coding region runs from base 133 to 933 and encodes 266 amino acids. Lineage: Eukaryota; Metazoa; Chordata; Actinopteri; Cypriniformes; Cyprinidae. Gene Ontology annotation, biological process: regulation of potassium ion transmembrane transport.
AGCUGCCAACAUGGAAAGUGUUCUUUCCCACCCAUGUGACUGUGAAAACAAGCGAUUCCAAAACAAGCCGAUGAAUUACUAAUGCAGGCUUUUGUUGGGCUGGAAACCGUCAUGAAGUGACAUGAAAGAGAAAUGGAAAGACGUCAGAGCGUGUGGGUGGGAGUGUUUUUGGAAGGGAACACACACACACACACACUCACAGACAGCAUCAUGUUCAGCAGCAUGUCACAGUCCCAGGAUUACAGAGGCUUCAAGCAGCUCAUGCCCGGUGAUGAACCAGGUGGACUCUACAUCUUGAUGCUGGUGUCCCUCUUCCCACUGUACUACUGGUGCUUCACAGACGAAAGUACUGAGGAUGAGUUUGAAAUAUCCUUCGUCUGCCAUCGGCCUGAUGAUCUGGACAUACUACAGGAAGAGACUGAAUUCAGCAGGAAAGAGCUGCAGUUCCUCUACAGGGCCUUCAAAAAUGAAUGUCCCAGUGGAGUGGUGACGGAGGACGUGUUUAAACUCAUUUACUCUCAGUUCUUCCCUCAGGGAGAUUCAAGCAUUUAUGCACAUUACCUAUUUGAGGCAUUUGACACUAACAGGAAUGGCUGUUUGAGUUUUAAGGAGUUUGUUGCUGGUCUGUCACUCAUCCUUAGAGGCUCAAUAUAUGACCGGCUAAACUGGGCGUUUAAUUUCUAUGAUCUUGAUAAAGAUGGAUUCAUCACAAGAGAGGAGUUGAUGAAGAUCAUGAAGUCGAUUUAUAGUUUGAUGGGGAAGUAUGUGUAUCCCUCCAUACAUGAUGAUACUCCCAGCGAACAUGUGGAAAACUUCUUUCAGAAAAUGGACAGAAACCAUGAUGGACUGAUCACUGUUGAGGAGUUCAUGGAGUCGUGUCAAAAGGAUGCAAACAUUAUGCGGUCAAUGCGGCUGUUUGACAGUGUCUUCUAGGAGCUUCUGCCCAGCUGUUGAUUUCGGCACAUUCUUCUCUCUCCAUCAAGUCAUCGCUCUAUCACGACUCUUACUGUGUUCACACUGUACUUAUAUAUUAUGCGUUUUUAUAAUAUUUAUGUGGGGUUUGCUUUUUUUUUCAAUCAUAGAAGUCCUUUAGGGAAUCACACACCUUUAGGGAAAAGCUUGGCUCGUUCUAGAAACAUCAGUAUGCAAAAAAGUGUUUUUUAACCAUACCUUUUAUUGUAUUUAUUUCUUAUUACUAAUUUGUGUGUGUGUGUUAACUCAGAUAUUAUCUCUUGUUCUUUUACUUAAUGAUAAGUGCACUACAGGAGGAAUGUGAGGGAUCAUUUUAUGUUACAAAUGGUAUGUUUCAAUUUGAAAAAGGG